CCUCCAAUAUAACUGUCUUUGUGCAAUCCAAUACGUCUUAUCAUCCUUCAAGAAUCUCUGCAAUUGCAAAUAAUGGCGAGCUGUUUGAGAAGAUAUGGAAGAAGACUCUCCGUCUCAAUUUGCGAGAAGAGGGAACUCUCCACAGCUUGUGAAGGUCAGAUUAUUCUACAACAACAUCAACAACUCCAACAAACUGCUAAAUCAAUGAACCUCUGUUCUGCCAUCAACCAAGCUCUCCAUCUCGCCUUAGAAACCGAUCCUCGUUCUUAUGUAUUUGGAGAAGAUGUAAGCUUUGGUGGGGUAUUUCGUUGCACAACUGGACUGACAGAACGAUUUGGCAAAAAUCGAGUCUUCAAUACUCCCCUUUGUGAGCAGGGGAUUGUUGGAUUUGGCAUUGGUCUGGCAGCAAUGGGGAAUAGAGCCAUAGCAGAAAUUCAGUUUGCAGAUUACAUCUAUCCUGCUUUUGAUCAGAUUGUUAAUGAAGCUGCAAAGUUCAGAUACCGGAGUGGGAAUCAGUAUGAUUGUGGAGGUUUAACCAUAAGAGCACCAUAUGGAGCUGUGGGCCAUGGUGGACAUUAUCACUCUCAAUCCCCUGAAGCUUUCUUUUGUCAUGUUCCUGGUAUCAAAGUGGUUAUCCCUCGGAGCCCACUGCAAGCAAAAGGAUUGUUAUUGUCAUGCAUACGAGAUCCAAACCCUGUUGUCUUUUUUGAACCAAAAUGGCUUUACCGGUUGGCAGUAGAAGAGGUCCCUGAGCAUGAUUAUAUGUUGCCAUUGUCAGAAGCAGAGGUGAUCAGAGAAGGCAGUGACAUAACUCUUGUUGGUUGGGGAGCACAACUGUCUGUCAUGGAGCAGGCUUGUACGGAUGCCGAAAAGGACGGAAUUUCUUGUGAACUGAUAGACCUCAAAACUUUAAUACCCUGGGAUAGAGAAACUGUGGAGGCUUCUGUUAGAAAGACUGGAAGACUUCUUAUUAGUCAUGAAGCUCCAGUAACUGGAGGUUUUGGCGCUGAAAUCUCCGCAUCUAUUGUUGAGCGUUGCUUCUUAAGGUUGGAGGCUCCUAUUGCUAGAGUUUGCGGUCUGGAUACGCCCUUCCCUCUUGUGUUUGAGCCAUUCUAUAUGCCCACCAAGAACAAAAUACUGGACGCAAUCAAAUCAACUGUUAACUACUAGAACUUGAGCACUCUCUUCCUAACUGCUCCGUUUAAGAUAUGCCAUCGUCCACAAGCAACUUAACCUUAAUUAAUUCCCAAAAGAUUGUGCCUGUAAAUGUGAGAAAUAAGUGGGGAGGCUGUAUGUCCAUCAUUCUACUUGUAAACUGAUACUAAAAUUAAAAAAUAAAGGGUUAAUGGAGAAUGCAAUUGCUAUA
Messenger RNA from Manihot esculenta (cassava), 1366 nucleotides. Its product is annotated as 2-oxoisovalerate dehydrogenase subunit beta 1, mitochondrial. Gene Ontology annotation, biological process: branched-chain amino acid catabolic process; response to nutrient. NCBI's taxonomy places the organism in Eukaryota, Viridiplantae, Streptophyta, Magnoliopsida, Malpighiales, Euphorbiaceae. Gene Ontology annotation, molecular function: catalytic activity. The transcript is spliced from 13 exons. Bases 73 to 1170 code for a protein of 365 amino acids. The record is from RefSeq and is a predicted model, not a curated record.